Messenger RNA from Drechmeria coniospora, 1488 nucleotides. RefSeq names its product Fe-containing alcohol dehydrogenase. The record is from RefSeq and is a predicted model, not a curated record. Gene Ontology annotation, molecular function: alcohol dehydrogenase (NAD+) activity; metal ion binding. Gene Ontology annotation, cellular component: mitochondrion. The transcript has 4 exons. Bases 1 to 1488 code for a protein of 495 amino acids. Lineage: Eukaryota; Fungi; Ascomycota; Sordariomycetes; Hypocreales; Ophiocordycipitaceae.
AUGGUUGCCCCCGUGAGGGUGAUCCCCACCGCGGCCAAGCGAGCCUCGAGCUUGCUCCGCACCAUCCAGUACACCCACCCUCCCUCGUGCCCGUGCCAUUCGAAUCCGGGCCAUCACCAUUCUGCUCCCGGCAUCGUUCCCCGGCCCAGGGACGCCCCGAGGCGCUAUGCCAUACCUACCAGCGUCGAGGUGCAGAAGGAGUAUGCGUUCGAGAUGGCCGCUUCGGCCAUCCGCUUCGGUCCCGGGGUCACGCAGGAGGUCGGCAUGGACUUGAAGAACAUGGGUGCGAAGAAGGUCUGCGUCGUCACCGACUCCACCGUGGACAAGCUUGAUGCCAUGCGGCAAGUCCGCGAGGCGCUGGCGGCGGAGGGCAUCCAUUUCUCCGUUUACUCCAACGUGACGAUAGAGCCCAAGGACAGCUCCAUCAAAGAUGCCAUAGCCUGGGCCAGGCCGUACGAGGCCGAUGCCUAUCUCGCCGUCGGUGGCGGCUCCGUCAUGGACACUGCCAAGCUCAUGAACCUUUACGCCGCCUAUCCCGAUGCCGACUUUCUCGACUUUGUCAACGCACCCCUCGGUAAGGGGCGGCCCGUGGAUAAGCCACUCAAACCCCUCAUUGCCGUCCCGACGACGGCGGGAACGGGCAGCGAGACGACGGGGACGGCCAUCUUUGAUCUCGUCUCCAAGCGUGCAAAGACCGGCGUUGCGCACCGAAACAUGAAGCCGACGCUGGGCAUUUGCGAUCCUCUCAACACGAGGACCAUGCCCGCCGCCGUCAAGGCGAGCUCCGGCCUCGACGUCCUCUGCCACUCGCUCGAGUCCUGGACGGCCAUUCCCUACAACGAGAGGACGCCUCGGCCGGCGAAUCCCAUCAUGAGGCCCGCCUACCAGGGCGCCAACCCGAUUUCUGACAUCUUUUCCUUCCAUGCCCUCCGUUCGACCGUCAAAUACCUGCCCCGCGCCGUCAAGGACCCCGACGACUUCGAGGCCCAGAGCGAGAUGCUCUUCGCCGCAACCAUGGCUGGCGUCGGUUUCGGAAACGCAGGUGUCCACCUGUGCCACGGAAUGUCGUACCCGAUUUCUGGGCAAAACCCGGGAUACAAGCACGAAGGCUACGAAGUCUCGGUCCCCAUCAUCCCGCAUGGCGUUUCCGUUGCCGUCUCCGCCCCUGCCGUUUUCCGCUUCACUGGUGCGUCCAAUCCGGAGCGGCACCUCCAAGCGGCCGAAGCUUUCGGUGUCGACAUUUCCAACGUGAAGAGGGAGAGCGCAGGCGAAGUCCUCGCGGAGGCUCUGACCAAAUUCCUCGCCGAUCUCGGUGACCAGCCAAAGGGACUGAAGGAGCUCGGCUUCGGUCCUGAGCACAUUGAUGCUCUCGUCGAGGGCACCAUACCGCAGGCACGCGUCCUGAUGUUCGCCCCGGGCCUCUCCAAGGAGCUCGAGGCCGAAAGGGACCAGCUGCGUAGGCUGUUUGAGGAUGCCAUGACCCAUUAA